This is a messenger RNA of Gymnogyps californianus (California condor), 3691 nucleotides long. RefSeq names its product erythrocyte membrane protein band 4.1 (gene EPB41). Lineage: Eukaryota; Metazoa; Chordata; Aves; Accipitriformes; Cathartidae. Gene Ontology annotation, cellular component: plasma membrane; cytoskeleton. The transcript is spliced from 25 exons. The record is from RefSeq and is a predicted model, not a curated record. Gene Ontology annotation, biological process: cortical actin cytoskeleton organization. The coding region runs from base 646 to 3441 and encodes 931 amino acids. Gene Ontology annotation, molecular function: actin binding; structural molecule activity.
GAAGAUUGCUCGGAGGAGAAGAGUCUAGCGGCGGAUGCUGACAAUUCGGAGCAGCAGCAAGCCAAGGAGGAGGAAGGAGCUGCUGAAACACAAAAGCAAGAGGCUUCCCUAGAGGAAGGGGCUCAGCAGACGUCGGAGGGACAGCUUGCAGCGGGGCAGAAGCAGAAAGCCUCCAACGGCGAUACGCCCACGCACGAGGAGCAGAGCAAGAAGGAGCGCCGUUCCUCUGAGGGCCGGGGUCUCUCCCGCCUGUUCUCAUCCUUUCUCAGGAGGCCCAAGUCUCAGGUGUCCGAAGAGGACAAAGACACUGAUGCUCCUAAAGAGGCGGGAGGUGACCAGAAAGACCCGGGAUUAGGAGCCAGCUCUGAUGAAGACAUCCUGGUGAAAGCCCCAAUUGCAGCUCCUGAGCCUGAGCUCAAAACCGAUCCAUCACUAGAUCUCCAUUCCUUAAGCAGUGCAGAAACACAGCCUGCACAGGAGGAGAGGAGGGACGACCAGGAGCCGGACAGCAGAGACCUUGGGGGCAAGGAAGGAGGGGAAGCAAAGGAAGAGUGCGCCAAACCAGAGCCAAAACAAGAGACUCCGGAGACCAAAGCAGACAAGGAUUUGAAAGCUGCCCAGAAAGCGGUAAAAAGACACAGAAACAUGUACUGCAAAGUCGUCUUGCUGGAUGAUGCCAUUUUUGAGUGCGCUGUGGAUAAACACGCCAAGGGGCAGGAUCUGCUUAAAAAAGUCUGUGACCACCUCAAUCUCCUGGAAGAAGACUACUUUGGUUUGGCCAUAUGGGACACGCCGACCUCCAGGACGUGGCUGGAUCCUGCCAAAGAAAUAAAAAAACAAGUUCACGGAGGCCCCUGGGAUUUUACCUUCAAUGUCAAGUUUUAUCCACCGGAUCCUGCGCAGCUGACAGAGGACAUAACCAGGUAUUACUUGUGUCUUCAGCUUAGACAAGACAUCAUUACGGGGCGGCUGCCCUGUUCCUUUGCGACUUUGGCUCUGCUGGGUUCGUACACGGUCCAGUCCGAGUUGGGAGACUACGAUCCUGAUCUACACAGCCCGGAUUACAUCAGUGAAUUUAAAUUGGCCCCAAACCAGACAAAAGAGCUCGAAGAGAAGGUUGUGGAGCUUCAUAAAACAUACAGAUCCAUGACUCCAGCCCAAGCAGACCUGGAAUUUCUUGAGAAUGCAAAAAAGCUGUCUAUGUACGGAGUCGACCUUCACCAAGCCAAGGACUUGGAAGGAGUGGAUAUCACUCUGGGAGUCUGUUCCAGUGGCCUUCUUGUUUACAAAGAUAAACUGAGAAUCAACCGCUUCCCUUGGCCCAAAGUCCUGAAGAUUUCCUACAAACGCAGCAGCUUCUUUAUUAAGAUUCGGCCAGGGGAGCAAGAACAGUAUGAGAGUACAAUUGGGUUCAAGCUACCAAGUUACCGGGCAGCGAAGAAGCUGUGGAAAGUAUGUGUUGAACAUCACACGUUUUUCAGGCUGACUUCCACCGAGGCCAUCCCGAAGAGCAGGUUUCUGGCGCUGGGCUCCAAGUUCCGCUACAGCGGCCGGACGCAGGCGCAGACGAGGCAGGCGAGUGCCUUGAUUGACCGACCGGCUCCACAGUUUGAGCGGACGGCAAGUAAGCGAGCCUCCAGGAGCCUUGAUGGAGCUAAACGUGCGACUCAAAAAGUUGAGUUCAGAGCCGUAGAGGAAGAGAAGCAGGAGGAGGUGGUGGUGGUUGAGGUUCCCGAACCAAAAGCCACGGAUCAGAUCCGAGAGAAGCCAGCCAAACACGCUCUUGAAACUUUUGAAAUGAAACCCAUUGCAGAGGAAGAAGAGGAGGAGGAGAAGGUAGAGGUGGUUAAGGUUCCCGUUGCCAAGCCAAAGUUACCGGAGCCAUUGCAGACGCGGUCAGCCAAACAUGCCCUUGGCAAUGUUGAGAUAAGCCCAAUUGAAGAGGAGGAGGAGGAGAAGGAAGAAAAAAUGGUGGUGAUGAGAGAACUAGAGCCGGUCCCGAAGGAGUCAGCAGUGGCCGUGAUAACCCCUGAGAGGAGUCCCCGUCCCACCUCUGCCCCGGCCAUCGCUCAGAGCCACGCUGCAGAACCAGUCCCGGCUAAGCCCGACGUGAAGGACACGGUCACUCUACCUAAAGUAGAAAAGGAAACGGCAAAACCUGAUGUGAGACGUGAAGAAAUCCCACCGGAGAAAGCCAAGCCGGCGCCAGCCGACGCAUCAAAGGUGAGGAAAACGCACAUUGAGGUCACAGUACCCACCACGAAUGGUGACCAGCCCCAGCAGCAGCCUGCAGAAAAAGAGGAAGAACUGAUAAGAAUGAGGAAGAAAAGAUCAAAGAGGCUAGAUGGUGAAAACAUUUAUAUCAGGCAUAGCAAUUUAAUGUUGGAGGAUCUAGAUAAGACGCAAGAAGAAAUAAAGAAACAUCACGCCAACAUCAGUGAGUUGAAGAAGAACUUUAUGGAGUCCGUCCCGGAGCCUCGGCCGAGUGAAUGGGACAAACGUUUGUCCACUCACUCCCCUUUCCGAACCCUCAACGUCAACGGGCAGAUUCCCAUGGGAGCGGAUGGAAAAAUGAGUGACUUUCUCUCCAGAGAGGAUGUGGCUGCAGUGCCAGAGAGGAGCAGUGUUAACACUGGCUUUGCAUGGGAGGGCUCAAAGCAGUCGGUAGCUUGUAGUGAGACCCCAGUGCCACCCGCCUCAGAGCCUUCUCCCAGCCGUGACUUUGGUGCUUCCUCCCUAAGCAGCGAGGAGGAGGAGGAGGAGGCGGCGGCGGCGGCGGCUCCCAGCCUCCCCGCGAGCGAGGAGGACCUGAGAUGUGGAAAGGGGGUUUGUGCGGAUGCGGAGAAGGCCUCGGAGCUCUCUGAGCUGGAGCCCCCCGCCAGCCCUGCCGCACCUCCCCGGCAGCCCUGGGGAGGAGAGGAGGAGGUGGCAGAGGAUGGCGAAGACAGAUUCGCCUUUAGAAAGCUAAAUGGCGAGUGUCACGACUCAGAUGUUAAUAACGGGCUGCCGGCAGUCAUUCGCUGCUUCCAGCCACCGCUAGUGAAGACACAGACGGUCACCAUCUCUGAUGUGUCCAGCGCCGUCAAAAGCGAAAUUCCCACAAAAGAAGUCCCCAUUGUCCACACGGAGACGAAGACCAUCACUUAUGAAGCUGCACAGACAGAUGGUGGCAAUGGAGAUUUAGACCCUGGCAUCCUGCUGACUGCUCAGACCAUCACUUCGGAAACCACCAGCAGCACCACCACUACACAGAUCACGAAGACUGUAAAAGGUGGCAUUUCAGAGACGCGGAUUGAAAAGAGGAUUGUCAUCACAGGAGAUGCAGAUGUAGACCAUGACCAGGUUCUAGCGCAGGCGAUAAAGGCAGCGAAGGAGCAGCACCCGGACAUGUCGGUGACCAAAGUGGUUGUGCACCAGGAGACCGAGAUCGCAGAGGAGUAGCAAGGCUGUGAAGCGUUACUGCCAGACACAACGCCAGGAAAAAGAACCCAGCAAAACUACCCAGAAACUACCUGGAGCACAAAGACCUCGGAUUUACAAGACUUGACACUCAGAGACAUUCAUAUCAUUUAUUAGGAGUUGCGCUUUGACAUUUUACUUGGGAUUUUCCAGACUCUACUGGAUCCUAUUGGAUAUAGAUUUUUUUAUAUAUAUUGUGACAAAAGUAUGCCAUAUUUCUAACUGUACUGAA